CGACAGUUCAUUCCUUCGUUGUGAUUCCCAAUCGUAAGGUGCAAGUCCUGAUCUUCACUCCUCUUCGUAUCAACCGAACGUUUCGGCGAGUUUUUUUUAUUUUCAAACUUUUUUUCAACCAGUUUCAUUGUUAUUUUGUUUAGUUUUUAUAUAACAAUGAAGUCAGCAUUAUUUUUACUAUUCUUCGGGAUCGUUGCUGUAACAGCACAACGGCGACUGGCGUUACCUGAUCCAAGAAGCUGUGCAAAUCGAGUACGUCAUGCAUCAUACAGAGAUGCUCGAGGUGUAGCUCAUUCAUAUUUCUUCAGUUGGGAACACCAGCCGACGAGAAGUCUAGAAGUUGAUUGGCUUGACUCACGUAAUAUUUGCCGUCGUCAUUGUAUGGACGCGGUAUCAUUAGAAACACCACAGGAAAAUGAAUUUAUUAAACAGAGAAUCGCUCGAGGAAACAUAAGAUACAUCUGGACGUCAGGACGCAAAUGUAACUUCAAUGGAUGUGACAGACCAGAUCUCCAGCCCCAGAAUGUAAACGGAUGGUUCUGGUCAGGCUCUGGAGCCAAAAUUGGACCCACUACACAGCGUAAUACUGGUGACUGGAGUAACACUGGUGGAUAUGGCCAAGCUCAGCCUGACAACCGUGAAGCUGCUCAGGGUAACGACGAGUCCUGUCUCGCUAUUCUGAACAACUUCUACAACGACGGUGUCAAGUGGCAUGACGUAGCUUGUCAUCAUCUCAAACCGUUUGUAUGCGAAGACAGCGAUGAACUUCUCAACUUUGUAGCGUCUCGAAACCCCGGCAUUCGUCUCUAAAAUAAAUAAUUAAAAAAAAUGAAUAAUUAAAAUAAGGAUAGAUAAAAAAA
This is a messenger RNA of Cotesia glomerata, 860 nucleotides long. RefSeq lists its product as uncharacterized. The coding region runs from base 157 to 810 and encodes 217 amino acids. The transcript has 5 exons. NCBI's taxonomy places the organism in Eukaryota, Metazoa, Arthropoda, Insecta, Hymenoptera, Braconidae. The record is from RefSeq and is a predicted model, not a curated record.